Messenger RNA from Gossypium raimondii (Peruvian cotton), 3237 nucleotides. RefSeq lists its product as uncharacterized. Lineage: Eukaryota; Viridiplantae; Streptophyta; Magnoliopsida; Malvales; Malvaceae. The transcript is spliced from 11 exons. The record is from RefSeq and is a predicted model, not a curated record. Bases 370 to 2847 code for a protein of 825 amino acids.
UACUUGUUUGUAGCAAGUUCGUUUUUGUCGUGUCCUCAAAUUGGCUGGGUAGUAAAAGGAAAGUUAUGCCCAGCUCGCUUUCUAUAUUUUUCUUCUCCUCUCUCUAAUUCUCGAUUCCUUUGAUUUGAUUUCCAGUUUUCUUUAUUAGAAUUCUGUCUCAAAAACAAGUCUUUUGAAACCAAAAGCUAAAGCAAUUUUUUUUUUAACUCAACAGCUUGAUUUUCUUAAAGUCAUCCCCAGCUUAUUUUUUUAAUUCCAUUCUUUAAUAAUUGUUUGUAACUACUUGUUUGAUUGAGUCUACUACUUAAUUAUGGACCCAAUCUUUGAAUCUUGAAAUCCAAACAAAAAAGAAAAGAAGAAGAAGAAGAAAUGUUUGCAAAGUUGCCGGUUACCCACCAAAAAGCUUCAACUUUUGGGUUUAGUCAUUUAAUUUCCAGCAAUAAAGAUGUUUCCAAGCUUGGGUAUUUCUCAAUAAACUCUGCUUCACGCCAUAAGCUAAGGUUCAAGUUUGUGGGAGCUCAUGGGGAUAGAUGGAAGCAUACCAAUGCUGUGCAAGAAAGCAUAAAUUCGUGGUUGUCAAAAACCCAGCAUUUUUUGACUGAGGUAACUUUGCCUCUAGUAAAAACUGGUCAAAUUGGAAAGCCUGAUCCUGGAAAUGAGGUUGACACUCAAGACAUGGAUGACAUAUUCUUGGGAGAACAGACUAUUACUGGUAGUAUGCCUAAUGGAAAUCUAUCAGUUACUGCUAUUGUGUCUAUUGAGCAGUUUAGCAGGUUGAAUGGAUUGACUGGACAAAAGAUGCAAAACAUAUUUAAAGCUCUUGUUCCUAAACCUGUGUAUGAUGAUGCUCGUAAUUUGGUGGAGUAUUGCUGCUUUAGGUUCUUGUCCAGGGAUGCCUCCGCUCUUCAUCCCUGCCUGAAGGAACCUGCAUUCCAGAGACUAAUUUUCAUCACAAUGAUUGCUUGGGAGAAUCCUUACAGUGGUAAAAAUGAUUUGCGUGCUCAUGCUUCGAGAAAAGCUUCUUUUCAGGGAAAGCUGGUGGGAGAAGAAGCCUUCACUCGGAUCGCUCCUGCAAUUCCUGGUGUAGCUGAUCACCCUACAGUGCAUAACCUUUUCAAAGCUCUUGCUGGUGAUGAAAAGGGCAUCUCAUUAAGAGUGUGGCUAACUUAUAUUCAUGAACUUCUCAAAGUGCAUGAAGCAAGGAAAUCAUAUCAAAUCCAUGAAUAUCCUCAGCUCUCAGAGGAAAGAAUUUUGUACACUGGUUCUAGCAGGAAACAACCAGUUCUAAAAUGGGAGAAUAACAUGGCAUGGCCAGGAAAACUUACUCUAACAGAUAAAGCACUGUAUUUUGAGGCAGUUGGAAUUCAAGGUCCGAAAGAAGCAAUAAGACUUGAUCUUACAGAGCAUGGAUUGCAAGUGAAGAAAGUGAAAGUUGGACCUUUCAAUUCAGGGGUUUUUGACUCUGGAGUAGCAGUUUCAUCUGGCCCAGGGUCAAAGUGGGUGCUGGAGUUUGUUGACUUGGGAGGUGAAUUGAGACGAGAUGUUUGGCAUGCAUUUAUCAGUGAAAUUAUUGCUCUACACAAGUUUCUUAGCGAGUAUGGACCAGAUGAUGAUGACCAAUCGCUAUUUCAAGUAUUUGGUUCUCACAAAGGGAAGGACAAGGCAACUACAGGUGCCAUUAAUGGCAUUGCCAGGCUUCAAGCACUCCAAUCUUUGCGAAAGUUGUUGGAUGAUCCAAUCAAACUUGUCCAGUUCUCCUUUUUGCAAAAUGCACCCCGUGGGGAUGCUGUUUUCCAAACUCUAGCUGUAAAUUAUUGGGGUGGUCAUUUAGUUGCAGAACUUACAGAUGCAGGUUAUCCACAAGCUCAAGGAAUGAGCCCUUGCACAGAGGAAUAUGAAAUCAGUGAUCACGUGUUUGACAUAGAUGGUAGUGUUUACUUGCGGAAGUGGAUGAGAUCUCCAUCUUGGGGUUCUAGUGCUUCCAUUGGUUUUUGGAAGCAUUCCUCUGUUAGACAAGCAGUUGUGUUAAAUAAAAAUCUUGUUAUAGCUGAUGAGACCCUGGUAGAAAGGGCAGCAACAAUCUGCAAACAGAAGUACCAGGCUGCAGAGAGAACUCAAGCCACAAUUGAUGCUGCAAAACUUCAAGGAAUACCCAGUAAUAUUGACCUUUUCAAGGAACUUAUUCUUCCCUUCGCAUUAAUUGCUAGGAAUUUUGAAAAGCUUAAACGCUGGGAGGAGCCGCACCUGACUCUCUCUUUUCUUGCAUUCACUUAUACGAUUAUUUUCAGGAAUCUGCUACCGUAUGUGUUUCCCGCAACAUUGAUUGUUUUAGCCAUUGGCAUGCUAACCCUUAAAGGGCUCAAGGAGCAAGGUCGUCUGGGUAGAUCUUUCGGAAAAGUCACGGUCUGUGAUCAGCCACCUUCGAAUACUAUUCAAAAGAUUGUAGCUCUAAAAGAUGCGAUGCGUGAUGUGGAAUGCUAUCUCCAGAAUCUGAAUGUUACUCUACUGAAAUUACGCACGAUUCUCUUAGCAGGUCAGCCUCAGGUAACAACUGAGGUUGCACUGGUGUUGUUAUCAUCUGCAACCAUUCUUCUCAUUGUUCCUUUCAAGUAUGUUAUUGCCUUUCUUCUAUGUGAUCUCUUCACUCAAGAGCUCAAAUUCAGGAGGGAAAUGGUUAAAAAGUUCUUAAGUUUCUUGAAGGAGCGUUGGCUCACCGUGCCUGCAGCCCCUGUAAUAGUAUUACCGUUUGAGGACAGGGAAUCUGGAGCUGCGAAUCAAAGAAGCCAAAUGGAUAGGAAAAGCAACCAGAAAGAAGGCAGAUCAGUUACGCGGCUAGAAAGUUUUUGACAUCCAGUGUAGUUUUAUACCGAAAAAUCUGUUCAAUAUUGUAUACAGAGAAGGCAAAGUUACAUCGAGUUUCUUCCUCCAUUUUUGUAUAGGCAUCAUCAGGAUGGCCGAUGCUGUCACUCUUCCAGGUGGGUGGGGGGGGUGGGGGGGGAGGAGGAAUGCGGCCUGGUCCUGGUAUGCCCAAGAUUCAUCUUAGGAGUGCUUACCCUUUGCUUUUCUGUUGUUGCUUGGCCUGUGGUCUCAGUGAUGGGACCAAUUUUUCUCCAUCAUGUCUCUAUAACAAGCUUUUCAUGUAAAUUAAGUUAUCUGCUAAACGAUAAUGGAAAGAAGAAAGAGCAUAAAGAUAAAUUUAGUUUUUAACCUAUGCUCAUUUUCUCACUUUGGUCAUAA